Messenger RNA from Acanthosepion pharaonis, 924 nucleotides. The record is from the annotation of a GenBank genome assembly. NCBI's taxonomy places the organism in Eukaryota, Metazoa, Mollusca, Cephalopoda, Sepiida, Sepiidae.
AUGUGUACUAGAUGGCCGCCAAUCUAUGCGACCGUCUAUAACUUGGUCGACUCUGCUCAUUUCUAUCUAUCUAUCUAUCUAUCUAUCUAUUCAUCUAUCUAUCUAUCUAUCCAUCUAUCUGACCGGUUCAUCAGAAAUAUCUAUCUAUCUAUCUAUCUAUCUAUCUAUCUAUCUAUCUAUCUAUCUAUUCAUUCAAGUCUAUUCCUUAUCUAUCUUUAUUCUGUUCAUUAUCUUAUCCCCUCGUUAUCUAUCUAUAUGUAUCUAUCUAUCUAUGUAAUACAGUCAUCUAUCUAUCUAUCUAUCUAUCUAUCUAUCUAUCUAUCUAUCUAUCUAGUACAAUCAUCUCACAUCUAUUCAUCUAUUUCAUUCAUCUAUCUAUCUAUCUAUCUAUCUAUCUAUCUAUCUAUACAAUAUAUUGUCACAUCUAUCUAUCUAUCUAUCUAUCUAUCUAUCUAUCUAUCUAUCUAUGUAGUACAAUAUUGUCACAUCUAUCUAUCUAUCUAUGUAGUACAAUAUUGUAACAUCUAUCUAUCUAUCUAUCUAUCUAUCUAUCUAUCUAUCUAUGUAGUACAAUAUUCUCACAUCUAUCUAUCUAUCUAUGUAUCAUUUGAUAUAUAUCUAUCUAUCUAUCUAUCUAUCUAUCUAUCUAUCUAUCUAUCUAUCUAUCUAUCUAUCUAUCUAUCUGUUGUUAUCUAUCUAUCUAUCUAUCUAUCUAUCUAUCUGUUGUCAUCUAGCUAUUUAUCUAUGUCUAUUGACAUCUAUGUCAAAUUUUCGCAUCUAUCUAUCUAUCUAUCUAUCUAUCUAUCUAUCUAUCUAUCUAUCUAUGUAAAUCUCUUGACACCUAUCUAUUUAACUAUGUCUGCUGGCAUCUAUCUAUGUAAAAUAUUCACAUCUAUCUAUAUAUCUAUGCAGAUAGAGAGAUAG